UCAAAUGCUUCAGACCCUUGUGGGUCUUACAAAAGUCUGGAUAACCCGUAUCGAAGCACUGGCUAUGUGGCAACAGAAGGGAUUGAUCCCAUGAUUUGUGAUUAUAAUCUACAAACUGGGUGGUAUCGCUUUGUUAGUAAAGUAGGAGGAAAGAUGCCUGAGACAAAAGUCGGCAAAGGCCACUGUGGAACAAUUGCACCGAUUUGGAUGCGAGGCAAACAUCCCUCGAAUGCGGAAGGUAUCGUUAACCGAACCGCUUGCGUUAACUUCAAAAACCUGUACGGUGGAUGCAUACCAGUUCGUAUCAAAGUUAAGAACUGCAACUAUUUUUUCGUCUACCGUCUAGUAGCACCAUAUGGUUGUCAAAUGGCUUAUUGUGCAGGUAUGCCCUAAAGUUCUGUUUCAACGGAAAUGAAGUGUAGUGAGCGACAUGUGUUAGUUCUAUUCAUUUCUGUUAACUGGAUUGGCUAGAAUUAGCAGCAGUUUGAUCACGUAACAAGAUUAUUUAAUCAUAAACAGUAAGGCUACACCUUGGAUAGGUCAAUAAAAACAGCGGACAGGUCCGUGAGCUGUAUUGCGUUUCUGUUGCGGCAGACACCUCUUUCCUUUAAGUGUCUUCCUGCGAAUACAAAUCAGGUUUCGAAAGCUAACUGUUUUUGUCUUCGCGUUGCCUGUUUUUCUUUGCGUGUCUGUUUUUUUUUUAAAGGCAGAUUGAGACAAUUAUUAACGACAGAUGUGGACCUACGAUUUAUCACUUUAAGAAAAAAAAUUGUUAAAAUAAUCGGGCAUUGAUGGUGCAGGCAUUUACGCACCUUGACAGCAGUAAAUGUUUUUGAGCUAAAAUUGCCGUUUAUCGUCGAUGCAGAGUUACCGAAGUGACUUUAGGCUCUGGGGAUAUGUGAUCGAAUUUCUUUAAAUGGAGGACAUUUUUUUCCCCCAAAGUUCUCGACCAGUCGUAUUUGCUUGUGUAUUUUUGUGUUAUGAGCUUCACAAGGUUUUAUGCUUUACCUAAAGUUAGCGAUUCAAUUGUUCAUUCAAUUCCCACACUCUGAAAGAAAUUGCCGCCUAGUUUGUAUGAACUCACCCCGCGAACGUAGUCAGUAAAACAAGGAAAAAAAACAGUUAUUAGUAUGAUUUGAAUAAAGCAAUGACAAAACAAAUGGCGUAAACGUCACUUCGCUCAAAGAUCAGAAGUUUUUCUGUUUCUUUUUUUUUAACUGUCGACAUUGGCGCCGGUAUUAUAUUGUCUUUUUAACGCUCGCACGUCCUCCGAGCAAAUUCAAACAUUCGUGUCAAAAGGAAAUGCUGUGUAAAAGUAAUUAAGAAAUAUUAUAAUAAGCUCCACAACAAUAUACAAUGAUGUUCACGACGUUUGGUCAUCUUAAAAUGCAACUUGACCCCAAACAACUUCUGGCGUCAUAUCUCGUUACCAUAGCAACCACUCAGCACCACACUUGACCCUCACUAAGGAAAAAGAGGAUUGGCAAAGAUAUCAUAAAAUGCCUUUUAUUGACUGAUUGAUUGAUUGAUUUUCUCACACUAUACUGUGACUAUACUGUUUCAGGUACUUUAAGGCCAUGCCCGAGAGGCCAAAGUGGUUUAUUCCCAAACUGCACAGGUAAAAAAAAAUGUUGUUAUAUGAUACAGUUGGUAGGGUGGCGCCUAAUGUCAAAACAAGUUUUUUACUCAAUGAUAUGUUGAAUAUCGCUAAUAUUUACUCCAGUGCCCGGUGUAUAAAAAUUUUAGUUUAUCUUCAGCUUGUCUUUCUUAUUAGUUCUCCGGAAAGCGGACUUUCCUUUUCAUCAAGUUCCAGUUCCCAGUGUGACCUACAUUGAUGACAACGAAAUAAAGGUUACAUUAAAGUGCGGUGUUAAAGUACCACCUUGGGGCAAUGUCUCCUUCGAGAUCCAGUGGUUUGUCAACGGCCAAGUUUCAAAAUCUGCUCAGUGCAAUGAUCCAGCUACAAGCCAAUGUGCACAUUUGCAAAAUUAU
Messenger RNA from Porites lobata, 1992 nucleotides. The record is from the annotation of a GenBank genome assembly. NCBI's taxonomy places the organism in Eukaryota, Metazoa, Cnidaria, Anthozoa, Scleractinia, Poritidae.